Diachasma alloeum is the source of this 4043-nucleotide messenger RNA. RefSeq lists its product as uncharacterized. The transcript is spliced from 8 exons. Bases 524 to 2449 code for a protein of 641 amino acids. The record is from RefSeq and is a predicted model, not a curated record. NCBI's taxonomy places the organism in Eukaryota, Metazoa, Arthropoda, Insecta, Hymenoptera, Braconidae.
ACUCGGGUGUUGCAUGUUUGCGCAUAAAAUGGGAAAGUGAGCGGUUUAACCAGAAAUCGAGCAUUCCUUCGUCGCCCAAAUUCCCGAAACAGCGCGAAAACACCUGAACAAGCGGUUCAAAGAUCGCGAAUAAAAAUUCAGAAAUAAAAUAAUAAAUCACAAUGAACCCUUGUGAUCGAUUCAGCGUCCUAGCAGUGAUAAUAACUGCAUCUUAGUGUGUAUAAUGUGGACACCAGUUGAUUCAUACCCCCAAGAACUCCAAGGAAAUCCGAAUAAAUAAAAAAUACUGCACAGCUAAGCAGUUGAGUCCCCCCAAGGGGACAAAGAAACCUCGAUUCAACAAUUUUUCAUCAUUUGUUGAGUCACUUCCUCCUGCACUACAGCAGAAACAAGGUGUUACCAAGGUUCCACGCGUGCGUGAAUUAGCAGAAGUGUUUCGCUGCAAUAACUAAACUCAGACACAACUGGAAUUCAAUGAGUGGAGUGAAUUAGUUGAUAAAAAGUUAGUGGAGUCGUUGAAAUCAUGGGGAAGCCCUGCAUUAUGUUGUUCUGCCUGGUGACCCUCGUGUGGGCAUCGAAGGACGAUUUUUCAAGCGUCGACAAGCUCAGGAAUGACCUAUUCCAACUGAAGGCUGCACAUGAGAAGUACAGGACGGGUCGUGAUGCCGGUGAUGACAAUUACAUCAGUCUCAUCCAAACGUACGACAAGUUUGCCACGAAAAUCGAUGAGGAGUCGCCCUGGACCGGCCAGAGACAUCUGAAUUCACUGAAUUCUCUGUGGAUCUGGGCCAGGGUUCAGUCCGAGAUGAGGAGUAUCGAUGGGCUGUAUCUGACGUUCAGGCAGAUGAUGCAUGAUGUCGUUGCGAAGACACAGCCCUUCAAUAUUGGACAAUGGGCUGGCUUUGCGGACGUUAUUCUCAGCGACCCAAAUGUCGCGGUACCAGCCACUCUCAAGGGCGUAUCCGACAUUAUAAUUAAGGAGAAUUUGUUUGUCGCUGCUUAUCAGGAAGCAGCAGCACAAAUUUGCAAAGAACAACAGUCCCCCCAGCAGCUGCUAUACAAUUUAUACACGACAAUUGCUCUGGCUGAAGUAAAGGGGUAUGCUAUGAUGCAGUUCUCUUACAGUUUACUACGCUUAUAUAACAAUGGUUCUUUUGACGAGGAGAGGUCUAAAAUUGAGAGGGAUUAUUUGACAAGAACUUCGGAGACUUUGAGGGCUGUGCGCAUUGCUAUGGCGUUUGCACCCAGAGAUUUAUGGAAAUGUGAUUCAAAUGUCCAUAAAGAAGGCACAACAUAUACAGAAUUAAAGCAACUGUUCCAAGGGUAUAUAGUGAAUGAAGUGGAUUUGAAUCCAUCAUCAACUUGUCGUGAAAACUGUGCGUAUUACUCUUACGCUAAGGUCCACGGAUGCUACGAUAAUCUGUACUGUUCCCAGCAAAGGAAGUGCAAUGGGAAGGUUCUGAACUGUCAGUAUUUCGAUUCGGACAUGUGGAUUUGUCCUUCAACAAAAGACAGCCACAGAAGAUACGAAUACAUUGAAUACGAGAAUGGAAAUAUAUUCGGCAACAAGGGUACCUGCAAGCGACCAACAACGAAGGUGGACAGCUGGUGGCGUUGGUUGUUCUGGCACUGCAGCUAUUGCAUGUGCUACUGCGACGAUCACAACUCAAGCUCAGAGCGUUACUUCAACCUUCGUGAGAUUACAUCGGAUGUUGUCAAUAACAAGGUCAUAACAGGACUGCAAUUGAGAAAAGUGAAUGGGAUAAUUCACAUGCAGAUUCAGCAGGGUGUACUGAUACGUCGUGGUGACAUUGAGGAGGCCAGUGUCGAGUGGAAACCAGUCGAUAAUUACACUAUUUUGGAUCGGGGUGUUGUCAAUGGCAGGGACUUCCAUACAUUGUCGUGGGAGAAGAGGGCCAUUGAUCUCGAUGAUCUGUCUGCACCUGAUGACCACGUUCUCACUGGAGUCAGAUGGAGAAUGGUUGGAGCUCACCUGAACUUUGAAAUUCGUGUUACACCAUUUAAUUUUACUUCUGGGCAACUGAUUAAUCCUUUGGCCAAAAGUACAUGGAUAAGUAACGAUAAAACAGACAAUGAUCACAACAGCAACGAGAGAAGAACUGAAUUCAAGUUGGACAAACCCGACAUUCCAACUCGUGCGAAAGCCCCAAACUUCCCAGAUUCAAAAUCCAACCAAUUCUUGAACUUCGGACCGACUGAUCUUGGAAAAGACGCAGCACAAACGACUGUCCCCUUCAUAGAUAUCCAACCAGUGGUCACCAAUCCCCCGUUCCCCCUAUCAGGAGCUGGAAUCUUCCACAAGGGACGUGAUGGUUACGGUGGUUACAUAGCAGUCAAGCUCAUAACAUACGAUUUCAAGGAUCACCUUCGUGCUGACCUGCCACCACGACAACCUGUCGUUGGGCUGAAUGACAUCCCAGUGGUCUAAUUCAAUUUCAAACGAUCGAAAGAAGAGCCAUUCGAACCAAAAGAGCGAACUAAUGGUGAUAAUAGAUUUUAAAACGAUUUAAUUAGUCUUCAUUGGAAAAAUCAACAGUGAAGUGGUAAGAGGAGAGAAAUCUGAGAAUUGAAGGAGGAUCAUUUUGCAGAUUAUCUCAAACUAGUGGAUUUCGAGGAAAGAGUCAGGGGAUCCUCUAGACAAUAUCUUAUCGAAAUUUCUGAUAUUUUUCUUUCAAUCCAUUAGUUUCUGAAAUGUUGUUUGUGGCAAUUGUCAAGACGAAAAUAUUUUUAUUGGAUCAGUUCAAGCAGAUGUUUUUAACUACGUGAUUAUCUAAGAAGUGAAUAGCUUUAGGAGAAAAUGUCGAGAGAACUUAUCGUUAACCAGACCAGUAGAUAGACGGUCAUAUUUAAUGGCUAUUCAAACAAAUUCAUUCUUCUGCAUGGUAAAACGUGGAGAAUUAUCCUUUUCGAUAAUGAUAAUCGAACAGAUACCGUGUUUAUUUGUCCUAAUGACUAUUUUUUCACAUUGUUCUGUCAACACUGCAAAACUGUUCUCUAACUGCUCACACCGCCACUGAGUACCUCGCGAGAAUUUGUUUUUUUUUUACGUUCAAAAUGUUCGUCAAUAAAAAAUCAUUAAAAAAUAAGGAAAUCAUCGUAUUUUAUACAUUUGUUUUAUUAUUAAAAAUGGAAAUUUGCAAUGCAAGUUCCAUUAUAUUUUUUAUAGAAUACUAAAAAAAAAGUGGAAAUAGACUAUCUUUUGGUCGAUGUCUACCUAUUGGUCUGGUUACCCUAUCGAAGAAAAUUCUCUACAAAAAACAACUUUCUCUAAAUCCAAAGCUUUGUACAAUGUGACGACGGAGAUUUUUUCUCGCGUUAAUUCUGUUUUCUUAGGUAAUUACAUUAAUUUGUGAAUAAUCAUGUUCGUUUAAUUAAUUUGAAUAAGCUUUCCUUAAUUACGUAUUAUCUAAAAAACUAUGGUUCCACGAAAAAAUGUAAAAAUAUUUUUUGUGCAGCAAAGAAUAUUUCCUAGGCAGAGACAUCUUUCGUGAUUUUUUUCUACCGCCAUUGGGAGAGUGCGGAGAUAAUGAGAUAUCGUAAUGAAAGAGGAAGAUGUUCAUUUAAUUUAGAUGGAUCAUUUCGAUUUUCAUAUUUUUACCUACAAAAGGAGUGGCAUCAGAAAAAGGUGUCGAAAGGUCUUUCUUUGAAAAUUUAUCAACAAACCCCUUUGUUCUAGUUUGUCUUCAUUUUACCAUUUUACAAUUAUAAUGAUUUCAACAUUGUCUACUCUUAAGAUUUCACUCUUCACUCCUAAGUUAAUCCUAAAAUGUUUUUCAUUAACCACUACCUAAUAUUUUAUUAUACUCGUUAAAAGAAAUUGAUUAAUCAUGAGAAAAAAAUGUUCAAUAUCCGUUUGUUUCUUUUGUAAAUAAGUGAACAUUUUUUAUUGAACUAUCUGAUAAUUGUUUUCUACCUACGCCUAUAUUUUUCGUACGUUUGGAGUAAAUAAUUUCCCAGUUGUAUGUUUGAUAUGCCGAGAAGGUGUAAUAAAUCGAAUAGAAAGAAUAUUGUUUCAACAUGCA